Debaryomyces fabryi is the source of this 1008-nucleotide messenger RNA. RefSeq names its product protein-lysine N-methyltransferase. The transcript has a single exon. Bases 1 to 1008 code for a protein of 335 amino acids. The record is from RefSeq and is a predicted model, not a curated record. Lineage: Eukaryota; Fungi; Ascomycota; Pichiomycetes; Serinales; Debaryomycetaceae.
AUGUCAAGAACAAUAACGUAUUCAAAGUUGGUGUCAUGUUUAAACCAGAGAGUACCGAUAUUUGAUUUUAUGAAUCCUCCAAAUGAUAUUUCAGGAAUUUUAGAUGAUGAAAUCCAGUAUAGACUAUUGCCCCAAUUAAUAGCAUUAAUAGCUAUCAAUCCAUACUAUAUCAAAUUCUUCCUAAAAAAAUAUAUUCAUACGUUAGAAUCAUCAAAUAAUGAAGUGGUGGAAGAUAUCUAUGAAUUAUAUUGCAGUGAAGCUAUUUUAAACGCUGUCGAAAUGAGCCCAAAUGAAGCUGACACUAUUCUGUAUCCUAUAGGUGGUUUCAAGAAUGAAAUUGUACCAAAUAAUGGAUUGGUAGUAAUUAAGGAGACUCCAAAGGUGAUUUCGGGCAAUGGUACUACAGGAUUAAGGACAUGGGAAGCAGCUCUAUACUUAGCAAACUAUUUGAAUUCUAACCCAAUAGAAUUUAAAAACAAAAGUAUCUGUGAAUUAGGUACCGGUACCGGGUUAGUAGGGAUAGCAUUAGCUAAGUACUAUCAUAAUGAGAUUUACCCUAUACGUGAAAUCAUAUUCACGGAUGGUGACGCAUCUCUAAUUGAAAACUUGAGUAAGACUUUCCAACUUAAUGGUUUGGUAAUUGACUCUAGAAUUAAGACACAACAGCUACUUUGGGGAACAACGAAUCCAAACAAUUCAGAUUUUAUCCAGGCCCCCCCUUCAGCUGACUACGUUGUUGCUGCUGACGUUACAUACGACUCUUCAAUUCUUCCACAGUUAAGCUCGACAAUCAACGACUUUUUUAAUAAUGGUACGAAAAUGGCUAUUAUUGCUGCAACUGUGAGAAACGAAGAGACUUUGGAAGACUGGGAAGAGGAAUUACAGAAAUGGUUUGCAGGAAACUUCAGAGUUAUAGAAAAAUGUGAUCAACCGGCGUUGAUUGAAAGUAAUUGUUGGUUCAAGUACACCACGCCAGAAAUAAGAAUUUAUGAAAUUACUCCACAUUAA